AUGGAAUCUGGGUCAGCUGUGGCUGCUUAGUGCACUUCUGCAUGGGAGAGUACAACGCCACAGCUUCAAAAAAACAAAAACAUUGCUCCCUCCCCUCCCUCUGGAGUAAAACAUACUGAAACUUUUUCUUCAGUUGUAUUUAAAUGAUUUAAAUAGGUUGGUUAUCGCAUGGAGAAACCCAACUCCCCAGCGCAGCCUGGAUCUAACAGAGAAAGACAAAAGCAGUUUUCAACUCCAACUGCAGCUUAACAAUCUACAACAUCAGGAAACACAGAAAGAAAAGGCAACUUGGCCUCCGGAUCCACCAACUACGACAGAAGCAAACCAGCUGCAACAUUCCUUCUUCUUGUCUCUUCUAAGUUCUCACACUUCCUUCAAAAUGAAGAUACUGAAAUGGACCUUGGGUAUGCUGUUGUUCCUACUGUUGUCUAUUGGGCGCUGUACAGAACCAUCGACCCUCAACAAAACAUCCCAACGGAGACAUCCUCGUUCCACAGAUGGUGGAGAGGAAGGGAGGAAAUGUGGUUACACCUUCUUGGUCCCAGAACAAAAAAUCACAGGGCCAAUCUGUGUGAAUAACGAACCAGGUACUGGUAACAGAAAAGAUGAAGUCACAAGAAUGGACAUAGAGAACUUGAAGGAUGUGCUGUCCAAGCAAAAACGUGAGAUUGACAUCUUGCAGUUGGUGGUAGACGUGGAUGGAAACAUUGUGAAUGAAGUAAAGUUGCUGAGGAAAGAAAGCCGUAACAUGAACUCUCGGGUCACUCAACUCUAUAUGCAACUCUUGCAUGAGAUAAUCCGAAAGCGCGAUAACUCACUUGAACUUUCCCAACUGGAAAAUAAAGUCCUCAAUGUAACAACAGAAAUGUUGAAGAUGGCAACAAAAUACAAGGAGCUUGAAGUAAAAUAUGCAGCACUGACUGACCUUGUAAAUAAUCAGUCUGUGAUCAUCUCCCUGCUGGAAGAGCAGUGCUUGAGAAUCUUCUCACGGCAGGACACCCAUGGGUCCCCGCCGCUUGUCCAAGUGGUGCCGCAGCACAUUCCCAACAGUCAGCCUUAUACUCCCGUUCUCCUGGGAGGCAAUGAGAUACAGAGAGACCCAGGGUACCCCAGAGACAGGGAUGUAAGGCCACCACCUGACCCAGCUACUUCUCCUACGAAGAGUCCCUUCAGAGUUCCACCACUGGCGUUAAUUAACGAAGGUCCGUUCAAAGACUGCCAACACGCCAAAGACGCUGGGUAUUCCAACAGUGGGAUUUAUAUGAUCAAAGCCGAAAACAGCAACGAACCAAUGCAGCUAUGGUGUGAGAACAGCUUAGACCCCGGAGGAUGGGCAGUUAUUCAGAAGAGAACAGAUGGAUCUGUCAACUUUUUCAGGAACUGGGACAGUUACAAGAAAGGAUUUGGAAACAUUGAUGGAGAGUACUGGCUGGGACUAGAAAAUAUUUACAUGCUUACCAAUCAGGAUAAUUACAGACUACUGAUUGAAUUAGAGGACUGGAGCAACAAGAAAGUCUAUGCAGAAUACAGCAGUUUCCGUCUGGAGCCCGAAAAUGAAUUCUACAGGCUACGCUUAGGAACAUACCAAGGAAACGCAGGCGAUUCCAUGAUAUGGCACAACGGAAAGCAAUUUACAACACUGGACAGAGACAGAGAUAUGUAUUCAGGAAACUGUGCUCAUUUCCACAAAGGGGGCUGGUGGUACAACGCGUGCGCACACUCCAAUCUGAACGGGGUGUGGUACAGAGGAGGCCACUACAGGAGCAAGUACCAGGAUGGAAUAUUUUGGGCUGAGUACCGGGGAGGUUCCUACUCCUUGAAAGCAGUUCAAAUGAUGAUCAGACCUAUAGACUGAGGAGGAAAAGUCCGCAGUGCUCAAGCCAGCAAGCAUAAACUUACUGGUGCUUGAGUUACAGAAAAAUAAAAUGUUACUUUCAAAUCA
This is a messenger RNA of Gallus gallus (chicken), 1942 nucleotides long. RefSeq names its product angiopoietin like 1 (gene ANGPTL1). The transcript is spliced from 5 exons. Gene Ontology annotation, biological process: cell surface receptor protein tyrosine kinase signaling pathway. The record is from RefSeq and is marked validated. The coding region runs from base 380 to 1855 and encodes 491 amino acids. NCBI's taxonomy places the organism in Eukaryota, Metazoa, Chordata, Aves, Galliformes, Phasianidae.